Molecule: messenger RNA, 2131 nt
Organism: Panthera uncia (snow leopard)
Lineage: Eukaryota; Metazoa; Chordata; Mammalia; Carnivora; Felidae
Gene: LTBR
Product: lymphotoxin beta receptor
Biological process (GO): positive regulation of canonical NF-kappaB signal transduction; immune response; hematopoietic or lymphoid organ development
Molecular function (GO): ubiquitin protein ligase binding
Source: RefSeq, a predicted model, not a curated record
AGCCCUGGAGGCCAGGCCAGGCCCGGGCGCUCGGCCCCAGGGGCACGUCAGCCCGAGCCUUGUCCCAGACCCUGGGCUCGGGGGGGAGGUCGCUGCCACCACUGCCCGGGACGUGCAGGCCUCCCACCUACCCCCCAGGCCUCCACCCAUCUGGCCGACUGGCCGACUGGCCGCCAUGCGCCUGCCGUGGGCCGCCUCCCCCUGCGGCCUGGCCUGGGGGCCACUUGUCCUGGGCCUCUGCAGUCUCCUGGCAGCAUCCCAGGCCCCACUGAUGAGGGAGGGGCCGGCGCAGGCGCCCCCAUACCACACGGAGAACCAAACGUGCCAGGACCGGGAAAAGGAGUACUACGAGCCCAAGCAUCGGGUCUGCUGCUCCCGCUGCCCCCCAGGCACACGUGUCUCAGUGGAAUGCAGCCGCGGCCAGAACACAGUGUGUGCCAUGUGCCCCGAGAAUUCCUACAACGAGCACUGGAACCAUCUCUCCUUCUGCCAGAUGUGCCGCCCCUGUGACCAGAUGCUGGGCUUCGAGGAGACUGUGCCUUGCACCAGCAAACAGAAAACCCAGUGCCGCUGCCAGCCCGGAAUGUUCUGCGUGCACUGGGACACCGAGUGUGUGCACUGCGAGCCACUCUCCAACUGCCCACCUGGCACCGAGGUGGAGCUCAAAGAUGAAGUCGGGGAGGCUAAGAGAAACUGUGUUCCCUGUAAGGCAGGGCACUUCCAGAAUACCUCCUCCCCCAGGGCCCGCUGCCAGCCCCACACGAGGUGUGAGGAACAGGGUCUGGUAGAGGCAGUUCCAGGCACUGCCCAGUCUGACACCAGCUGCAGAAACCCACUCGAGUCCCCUGAGAUGCCAGGAACCGUGCUGGUGCUGGCCAUCCUGCUGCCGCUGGCCUCUCUCCUGUUCCUCACCACGGUCCUGGCCUGCUCCUGGAAGAGCCACCCCUCUCUCUGCAGGAAGCUGGGAUCCCUGCUCAAGAGGCGUCCAGAGGGAGAGGAAUCAAAUACUGCUGAUGGAAGUUGGGAACCUCCAAGGGUCAAUCCACAUUUCCCUGACCUGGUAAAGCCACUUCUGCCCUUCUCUGGAGACUUGGCCCCGGCCUCGGCCAGGCUCCCAGCGACCCCAGGCUUGGAGGAAGAGGUGCUACAGCAGCAGAGUCCUCUAAGCCAGGCCAGGGAGCUGGAGGCUGAGCUCCCAGAGCAAGGCCAGGUGGCCCAUGGUACCAACGGCAUUCAUGUCACCGGCGGGUCUGUGACUGUCACUGGCAACAUCUACAUCUACAACGGGCCAGUACUGGGGGGAGCACGGGGCCCUGGAGACCCCCCUGCUCCCCCAGAACCUCCAUACCCCACCCCUGAAGAGGGUGCCCCAGGCCCCCCCGGGCUCUCUACACCCUACCAGGAGGAUGGCAAAGCUUGGCACCUGGCUGAAACAGAGCACUGGGGUGCCAUGCCCUCUAAAGGGCCAAGGACCCAAUUUGUCCCCCAUGCCUCUUGGUGUCUGGGAAAAGCCAGGAGAAGGGAGGUGCAAGAGCAUCUUCUCCCUGCGGCUGCCCUACCACACAGGACUGACAGAGGGCCUGGAUAGGGCCCCUGAGAGGCAGACCCUGAGGGGCCGGGCCUGAGACGCAUCUCUGAGAGCAGGGCCGGGCACUGGCUGGGUAUGUACGUGCCACAAGACUCUCACCGCCUCCUGUGCAGGCCUGAGACUUCACUGCAGACCCUCCUGCCCGCCGGGGCUGCACUGGCCUGGCUUCGGGCACGGACAGGGCAAACGAUGCUAACUGCUGCCCACCACGGCAUUCUGCACCCUAAGCAGGGCACAGAAGGAGGACAGCCACAUGGCCACUUGCAAGGACAUCAGCGGGACCUCCAGCAGAUUCGUGGUGCUCAUCCCCAAGCUUCAGAGGCCCUUUGAGAGCCCACACUUCACAUGGACUGAAGUAGACCCUGUAGAAGAUGGAGUUACAUGGAGGACCACCCCUCCCCUCUCCUCCUAGAAAGGGAGUCACUAAAAACUGGGGGUUUGGAUACAGUUACUAGGUAGAAGGGAGAGUUUUGGAGGGAGAGGAAAACAGCAAGUGUAUUUAUAAAUUGUAACCACAUGCAAAUAAAGAGGAGAUCGAGACCU